This is a messenger RNA of Boeremia exigua, 870 nucleotides long. RefSeq lists its product as uncharacterized. The record is from RefSeq and is a predicted model, not a curated record. Bases 357 to 572 code for a protein of 71 amino acids. Lineage: Eukaryota; Fungi; Ascomycota; Dothideomycetes; Pleosporales; Didymellaceae. The transcript is spliced from 3 exons.
AGGAUGCCCUCUGCCCGAAUCGAACGAGCGAUCUUAUCAUUUCCUGACCGAAGUCAUACUAGUGAUACGCUUUACCACUAAGCCAAGAGGGCUCAUUAAUGAACCAAGAGAUUCCAACUGUGCUGGAUUGACUUGUGGAGGUUCCUGAAAAUUCAGUAAUUAUAUAGCCAAGACCAAAGGGCAUUCUGCUGUGUUGUUCAAUGCUCAAAAUCAUCUUAUGAAGAGCCGACAUCGGUAAUGUGGGACCCGGAAAUUUCGAAUUGAGCUAAGGAACUCUUCACCUAGGAUGUAAACUCGUCAACGCAUUCACCCCACUCUGGCCUUCAAUAGGUAACUUGCGGCAAGUUGCACCAACUAUGCUUAGUCAUGCACCACUUGUCGCCAGUGUUGUACCCAUCCUUGUUCUGUUGAUUAUAUGUACCUGUUGGAAGAGGACCUUUGGUAUGCUGAACGCCCUCGUGUUUAUGUGUUUGGUGUAUCGGCCCUGCUUAAGGCUCACUACUGGAGUGUCCAGCCACUGCCCAAUGAGACAGGCGAGGUAUGUCAACUGUGAUUACAGACGCGAAGUAUGAGGACCCUGUCUCAGGCCCUAAUGCUCGUAUUCAUCGCAUAUGCGCAAAUCCUGUCAAACUUUGGAUGGAAACGUUCUUAAAUGUGUAUUGAAUGAUAGGCUAGGUGAUUGCAGUGAAAGUGAAGUUUUCCCUGGGCCGCAAAGGCGACUAACGUGGGCGUUUAUAACCAUCGAAUGAGCACUAUGAUCUGAACGACAAAUGAUGCUUUGAAAAUGUUUGACUAUCAUUCAGUGUGACGCGACCGAUAAAUCUUGGCUCGUAAUGAACGGGGGUGUGGAGCCCCAGAUUAUCACAUGCU